This is a messenger RNA of Mauremys mutica (yellowpond turtle), 3344 nucleotides long. It is a transcript of the gene IGFALS, whose product is annotated as insulin like growth factor binding protein acid labile subunit. Gene Ontology annotation, cellular component: plasma membrane; extracellular matrix. NCBI's taxonomy places the organism in Eukaryota, Metazoa, Chordata, Testudines, Geoemydidae. The record is from RefSeq and is a predicted model, not a curated record. The transcript is spliced from 2 exons. Gene Ontology annotation, molecular function: protein binding. The coding region runs from base 52 to 1908 and encodes 618 amino acids.
UACAUUAUCAGUUGGGGGAAAAUACAGAGAACAGAAUCGGCUGUCCACAGAAUGUUUCCUUUCCAUGCUUCUGCCGCAAUGAACACAAGGAAAGCAGACACUGCCCUCUUGUUACUCUUGGUCUUGGUGCUGGCAGCAGGGUCCCAAUCUCCCAGCGGAGAAGCGCCCAAGGAGCAGCCUGACACAGAGCUCCUAAAAUGCCCCAGCUCAUGUGCCUGCAGCUAUGAUGACUACAGUGAGGAGCUCAACAUCUUCUGCAGCUCCCGGAAUCUCACGCACCUCCCAGAAGACAUUCCUAGCAACGUUAAGUCAUUAUGGCUGGAUGGGAACAACUUCCUUUCUCUGCCAGCUAUGGCCUUCAGGAACCUUUCCAACCUGGACUUCCUUAACCUGCAGAGCAGUCAGCUGGCAAGCAUUGAGCAGCAUGCCUUCCAUGACUUAAAGGGCCUCUACCACCUGCACCUGGAACGGAACAGGCUGAAGCAUUUGGCACCAAACACUUUCCUUCACACACAGAACCUCGCCUCCUUGAGCCUCAACAACAACCACUUCAACAAGAUCGAGGAAGGCCUGUUUGCUGGGCUCUCCAAUCUCUGGUACCUGAACCUCGGGUGGAACUCACUCGUGGUGCUGCCUGACAGAGUGUUCCAUAACCUGCCUAACCUGAGGGAACUGGUCCUGGCUGGGAACAAGCUGCCCUACCUGCAGCACCAAAUCUUCUGCAGUCUCAGUGAGCUGAAGGAGCUGGAUUUGAGUGGGAACUUGCUCAAGGGCAUCAAGCUCAAUAUCUUUGUCAAGCUGCAGAAACUACAGAAGCUCUACCUGAACCACAACCAGAUCAAUGCAAUCGCCCCACGUGCAUUCAUGGGAAUGAAGUCCCUCAGGUGGCUAGACCUCUCCCACAAUCGUCUCAUCUUGCUCUUUGAAGAAACAUUCCUGGGCCUUUUGAGCCUGCACGUGUUGCGUUUAUCCAGUAAUUCAAUCACCAGCCUGAGGCCAAGGACUUUCAAAGAUCUCCAGUUCCUGGAGGAGCUGCAACUGGGACACAACAGGAUCAGGAGCCUGGCAGAAAGGACUUUUGAUGGGCUAGGCCAGCUGGAGGUCCUUACGCUGAACAACAACCAGAUUCAAGAGAUCAGGGUCGGAGCAUUCCUUGGACUCUUUAAUGUUGCAGUGAUGAACUUGUCUGGUAACUGCCUCAAGGCACUUCCCGACUAUGUCUUUAAGAGCCUAACCAAACUGCAUAGUCUUCACCUGGAAAACAGCUGUCUCAGCAGAAUCAGGCCACAAACUUUCUCCAGCCUUUCCUGCCUCCGGAGGCUCUUCUUGCAGCACAACACAAUAUCCAUAAUUGAAGACCAGAGUUUGAAUGACCUGCAUGAUCUUUUGGAGUUGGACCUUAAGCACAACAAGCUUACCCAUCUCUCCCACAACAUGUUUGUAGGCCUGAAUAACCUGGAAUACCUUCUCCUUUCCUCCAACCAGCUCCUGGAGAUCUCUCACAACGCUUUCAGCCCACUUCAACGUCUCUUCUGGCUUGACCUCUCCAACAACCAUUUGGAGAUGCUGGACAACACCACGAUUACCCCCUUAGCAAACUUGCGGUAUCUUAGCAUCAGAAACAAUUCUCUGGAAACCUUCUCAGUUGGUUCUCUGGGCCCUUCACCUGUGCUGGAGCAGCUGUGGCUGGAAGGAAACAAGUGGCACUGUAAUUGCUCACUGAAGGAACUGAGAGACUUUUCCUUGCAGCAUCCCACAGUGGUUCCACGUUUUGUACAGUCCCUUACGGAGGGGGACGAUUCCCACACACCCGUGUAUGUGUACAACAACCUGACCUGCCUAAGCCCACCAGACCUGGCAGGCCUUGACCUGAGGGAAAUCAGUGAAGAUCACUUUGCUCACUGCUAACUAACACGCUUCCUCUUUAUAGAGGACUUUCUGCUUUCUAUAGUUGGCAGCAUUAGAUACAUACUUGCACAAGUUCAGGUAGAAUCAGAACUACUUUCUACAGGCUAAUAAGUAAAAGGGUAUAGCUAUCUGGCAUCUCAACCACCUUCCCUGAUCUCUUUACCAAGCUCAUCAGGGUAGCAGUCCAAAAUAGUGUGUUCCACCAUUCACCAUUACCCAAAGAGGCCAAUACGAUUGCACAGCACUCUUUACCUUUCUCUCUCCAUGCUGUACCAUUACUAUAUUUGUAUAGCUGCAGUUUUCAACAGAACCAGCAUAGCAGCUUUGGCUGAACAGCCAGGGUAAACAGGUUCUUUGGACUUUGCAAUUACCUUUGGGCUAUUUGAACUUAGCAUUGUGAUUCAGAGCCAGCAUUCCUUUGCCCAGCUCUGAAAUGUGAAGGAAAGAAUGGGUGUGUGAGAAGGUAUGAGUGGACAGGAGCCUUCUCCGAGGACUCUCUUUUCCAAUUCCAAAAUUAAAACUGAUUUUAAAGAACCCAAACAAACGAUCAUAGUACAAUAAGAGUUGGACUGAAAAGCCAACCUGAAAGGGUAUUGCCCACUAAGGACCAGCAUUUGGGUCUCACUCCUCAGCUGGGAGCAAAGGAUAGGCAACCUGUCUAGCCACCAAGGAGCAAGGAACAUCUCAUAUCAGUUUUUUUAGCAACCACUCCGGGUUAGCAGAGGUGCUGUUGUCAAUGGAUCAUGGAGACAACCCUCCUUAAUGGAAAGAAUAUCACUGCAAAAUGAGGACCUCAGGCUGGGGAGAGCAAAUGGAGAAACCAAGAUCCUCUUGAGCUAGGGGAGGAAAGUCUGGGCCACAGUGCUCAUUAGUGGGAAUGCUGAUAAAGUUAAGUAUCAUUGCCCCAGAAUCACCCCAGUUGUGACUAGGUAAUGCAAGCAGGGGCUUCAUCCCAUCUGUACUGCAGUAGCUUGUAUCAGUGGUUGUCAACCUUUUCCAUUCUGCGUGACCCUGCGUUGCAAUGCAAAAAAGUUUCAGGAACCCAUAAAGCAUUCUGUGAUUGUACAACACCAAACACAAUGGGGCCUGAUCCAUAACUAGGGCCCCAGGUGCUACCAUAAUGGAAAUAAUAAAGGGAGGAUGACCAUGACCCCCAAAAACCUGUUCUUGAAUUCCAGUUGAGAACCCAUGGCUCACACAAGAGGAAGUUAAGGGCAGAGCCUCAUCUGUAAUAUCUGGUCACUGAAGCCAGGUAUCGUGUAAAGCUUAGGGGAAAGGCUUGAAAAACAGACACCUGACCUGUAGUUUUAGGAGAGCAGAACACACAUGACAAGCUUUUAACAAGCAAUGGCAGAUUUAGGCAGGUUUAAGAAAAACCAUGCACAUCAACUCCCUGAUAAACCACAGCAGGCAAAUAAACCUUUGGAGCUACUGCA